Molecule: messenger RNA, 876 nt
Organism: Neospora caninum
Lineage: Eukaryota; Apicomplexa; Conoidasida; Eucoccidiorida; Sarcocystidae
Exons: 7
Coding region: 1-876 (291 amino acids)
Biological process (GO): intracellular protein transport; vesicle fusion; exocytosis
Cellular component (GO): endomembrane system; SNARE complex; plasma membrane
Molecular function (GO): SNAP receptor activity; SNARE binding
Source: RefSeq, a predicted model, not a curated record
AUGCAGGAUUUGUUUGAGGAACUCCGGGAGUUGGCGUGGAGGUUUUCGCCUCACGCCGCUCCGCAAAUGCAUGCAUGGCCAUUCAAGCAGUUGCCCCCGGCCUCCGUAGGCAUUGCCAUGCACAGUGCGAGUCUGCAGCCGAGAAGAGAGCGCGAUGGCGAGUCUUCAGACGAAGAAGGAGACGAAAGGGGCGAGGGCGCCCCACACUUCAUGGCCGAGUACUUUGAAAAGAUCCACGUGCUGAGAAGGGCGCUCCAAGAAAUCUCCAAAAACCUCGAAAAAAUGAAGGAACUCAAACGCGCCGCCGUCACAGCCAGCAACCCGGACGAAGAACGAGAUGCCUCGCACCUGCUGAACAAGUUGCUGGACGCGACUAUGGGGAUGAUUCGCAAGACAAAGAGCGCCUUGCAAGUGAUAAAAGAAGAAAACACUCUCUUCACGCGAAAGCACCCAGAAAAAAUAAUUUAUCCAGAAGCUUCGGCGGAAGAAGUCGAGCAGCUGGUGGAGUCGGGAGAUCUCUCAGCUGCAACAGCUGUGAAGAUGCGCGUGACCGGAACGCAUCAAUCACUGCGCAACGCGGUCGCUGAUCUGCAGGACAAGUACCGAGACAUUCUCCGUCUCGAACAAAGUGUCGCGGAACUGCACCAAAUGUUCGUUGAGCUCGCCUUUCUCGUCGAGCAACAGGGCGAACUGUUGGACCAGAUUCAGUACAAUGUCACGAAGGCCAAGGACUACACGGCGCAAGCAGAGAAGGAGUUGCUUCAGGCUCGGAAGAACCAGAAGUCGGCUAAGAAGCGAAUGUGCUGGCUGAGCGUGUGCGUCUUGGUCCUCGUCAUCAUCAUUCUCGUCCCUGUGAUUUUGAACGUCGUCAAGUAA